Messenger RNA from Oryza brachyantha (malo sina), 1357 nucleotides. RefSeq names its product binding partner of ACD11 1. The transcript is spliced from 5 exons. Gene Ontology annotation, molecular function: RNA binding. The record is from RefSeq and is a predicted model, not a curated record. Lineage: Eukaryota; Viridiplantae; Streptophyta; Magnoliopsida; Poales; Poaceae. The coding region runs from base 383 to 1117 and encodes 244 amino acids.
CCGGUGAAGUCUCCGAGCCAUGGCGCAUGUGCAGUGAGCGACAGAGCGAACCACUCCCCCGAAAGGAUUGGUCGAGGCGAGAGGAAGAAGACGACCUUGGAGCAACCGGAGAGAGAAGCGGGGGGCGACCGUGAGGAGGGUGGAGAGAGAGGUGGAGGGGAAAAGAAUUGGGGGUGGUGGUUGUUAGGUAGGAGAUCAGAGUCUUGCCCCACGCUGCCACGCAGUAAAGUCCACCGCUCCGGCCUCCGGCGGCUUGGACGGGCUCGGGGUUCGGAUACGCUCUCUCCCACAGUUCGCUCGCUCGUUCGGUGGGUGGCCUUCAAACCUAGCCUCUGUGUGGUUGCUGCGGAGCAGGGAGGGGAAGCGAGAAGGAAGGGGAAUCAUGAGUGGAAUGGGAUACACAGUUGAAGUUACAAACCUGUCAAGCAGGGCAUCUGAAAGUGAUCUUCAUGAGUUCUUUUCAUUCUCUGGAGCUAUUGAGCAUAUAGAUCUUAUCAGAUCAGGAGAAUAUGGUUCCACUGCUUAUGUGACAUUCAAGGAACCAUAUUCCUUGGAAACUGCAGUAUUGCUCAGCGGGGCUACUAUUGUGGAUCAGCCGGUUUGCAUAGCUCGCUGGGGACAGCCUAAUGAACCUUACAAUUUCUGGGACACACCAAAUUGGUAUACAGAGGAGGAAAUUGAAUACAGGAACUAUCAAACAUGCCAGUUCAAUUCCACUCCACAGGAAGCUUUGACAAUCGCUCAGGAUGUUGUGAAGACGAUGCUAGCAAGGGGAUAUGUACUCAGCAAGGAUGCACUGGCCAAGGCUAGAGCCUUUGAUGAGUCCCAUCAGGUAACGGCGACCGCAGCAGCCAAGGCUGCAGAACUGAGCAAGAGAAUUGGCCUAACCGACAGGGUCAGCGCCGGUGUUGGUGCAAUCAGAUCAGUGGAUGAGACAUACCAUGUAUCCGAGACGACCAAGACCGUCGCAACCGCCACAGGGAGAACAGCAGCUAAGGUUGUGAAUGGCAUCGUGACUAGCAGCUACUUCUCUGCAGGAGCUAUGAUGCUGUCUGAUGCUCUCCAUAAGGCAGCACAGGCAGCAGCUGAUUUGGCUGCUCAUGGUAGGCAUAAUUAAGUGAAAAUAAACAUCCGGUACAUAUUGUCUGUAAUUAAGACAUCAGGAUGAACGACACUUUAUAUGAUGCCGUUCGUAGUAUGAUAAUAACGGUGAAACCGGUAACAACUGUACCUAGAAGGACAUGUGUGUGCAGAACACUCCAAAAUAUUUCAAACUGAACAAAGCAAUCGUGCUGUCAUGUUCAACAGUUUCUGCUCAUUUUAUAAUAAUUUUUUUGAAACCUCUCAUUUUAUAUUC